Messenger RNA from Mesorhabditis spiculigera, 1290 nucleotides. NCBI's taxonomy places the organism in Eukaryota, Metazoa, Nematoda, Chromadorea, Rhabditida, Rhabditidae. The record is from the annotation of a GenBank genome assembly.
AUGAGCCCAAAACCGCCGCUUCCGGAGGCGGCUGACGAGGCGAGUGAGGAGCAGCUACCGACAAUGCUUGAAGAUGAUAAGAAUAUCUUUAUGCAUUUGCAUAUGUAUCCGAAUAGCGCAGAUCCUUGCAUCAGAAGAAUCAUCAUCCCAACCAAUCGAGAGUUGCGAACGCAGUUCUUCAACGAAUUAAAACACUUGGCGGCUAUUGAAGAGCUAUGUAUAAAAAAUGAUCUGAAGCUUGCCGUGCCAAAGUUCACAAAAACCGACAUGGGCAUCGAGAUCAUCGACGGGAUUGAUUAUCCGGGUUUCAAAUUCCCGAAAUCUAUUUUUGCCGACUACCAGUAUCAGCCGUUACUUGAGGCAUUGGUGGCAGGACUCUGGAAGAAGAACCGGCUCUUGGCAAAGGAAGUUGAAGUCCAGCGGGAAACGGCUAAAGACCAUAUGCGCCAAAAAUGCCGAAAUGAACAUACGUUUUGUCGGACGUUUAACGAUUUAAUCCCGUCUGAGCAGCAGAAAGUCCAAGAGUUUCUCAACAAGGUGCAUCAGCAACAACAAGCGGACCAAGCUGAAGCAAAGAAAAGAAUGAAAGAAGUGCUGCUGAAUACGCCGAUACCAAUCGGAGAGCUCAUUAAAAUCGCUGACCCGUUAGAGAAACGAUAUUUGGAAAGUCUACAAGAGGACAUUGACCUUGCACAGAUUCAGGCUUCGAUGUUGGAAUCUGAUGGAGAUACGCCACCCUUCAUGCCCUCCCCUGAAGGCGGCAACCCGCCACCACUACCAGAAACAUCCACAACUUUGCCAAGCAGUUCGGACCACCGUAGUCGGCCUGUCGUCCUGCCAAUGUCACCUACAAUUCAACGCAGCUUAUUUCAAGUCGGAAAUCUUGAGAUCAAUCAUGCUCGGCCCUCAAUUUCGCAAGUUAGGCAAAUAAGUGGCAUGCCCCAUUACGCCGAAACCUACCCAACACCACCGCAAACCGGCUGGCAAACACCAGGACCGACCCAAACAAAUACGCCGUACCCCCAUCAAGGAUUGUCAGAAAAUAUCAUGGCGCAGCAUAUUAUGGAUACAACAAUGAUCACCCCACCGCCAAUGACCGCCGCUUAUGGAAUGCCGAUACCGUACCCACCAGGACUUAUGCAUCAUGUUGUUCCGCAUGAUCAGCGCCCCGGCCCCUCAAACCGGCCGCCUCCACCAAAUUUGGGAUAUUUUAUGGAUGAGGUGGCAUUAAUUUUUACUAAUUUUCAAGGCGAAAAACUCCCCAACUCCAAGCGGUAUCCAGCGAGCUCC